Molecule: messenger RNA, 426 nt
Organism: Lactuca saligna
Lineage: Eukaryota; Viridiplantae; Streptophyta; Magnoliopsida; Asterales; Asteraceae
Source: the annotation of a GenBank genome assembly
AUGGUGGUGGUGGCUGAAGAACUUACUCAUAUGUGCAUGUCCGCUUCUCCUUCACCACUGUUUUCGUCUCCAAUAGAAGGCUUGCACAGCUCCACUGCCAUACAUUUCUCAAUGGACUUAUCCCUUUUUGCUUCCUUUUACUUCCGCCUGCGUCGGAGUACCCAGCGGGGUAUUAUGACUGGAGUCAUCGCCGCUCUGUUCAACAUCAUCCACCGCAACAUCCAUCCAUCCAAUUUCGAUGCUAUCUCCACUGUGACGGCGAUGGUGAUAGUGGAUAUAGGGUUCCUUUGUUCUGAUUGUCGACCACCACGUUCAGGUUUUAAAGAAAUUUUUGGUUUGAAAGGGAGCAAAAUGGAUCUAUGGAAUGAAUAUUGUGGCCAAACAACAGGCUUUAAACAAUUAUUGGUUCAUGAAAGGUGUGCUUGA